This is a messenger RNA of Arabidopsis arenosa, 1551 nucleotides long. Lineage: Eukaryota; Viridiplantae; Streptophyta; Magnoliopsida; Brassicales; Brassicaceae. The record is from the annotation of a GenBank genome assembly.
AUGCUCCGGUAGAAAAAUCACUCGAAUCAGUUCCAAGAAGCCCAUUUCGGUUCGGCCCAUUAUAUCGUGCAUCAGUGGCAUUUUUGUACUUUUCGUCCAUUAAAUAUAGUCAAAGAAAGUUUUUGACGCAAAUUUUAAAAUCAAUUAAAAAAAUAGUUUAAGUUUCUUCUCAAAAAGCGAGAGAGAGAGAGAGAUCCGAUCCAAGGCCGGAAAAUAUGGCGGAGAUGUCUUGCCUUCAGAUCCACGAUGCUAACGACGCCGUUUUCAACCAUUACCACCACCAACGGCGGCUACAUGAUCACCUGAGAGAUCAAUCGUUUUCUCAGAUCCUCUAUCCGCUUCCUCACUGGGUCCAAUCAGACGACGGCGAUCUCUACGUCUCUGAAUCCGAUUUUUCUCCCGGCGACGUUUCGGUAUCCGAUUUAGUAUUCACGGCGGCCGACGGUCUUGAUCUACUCGAUCGGCGUAGCUUUGUCAUGGAUCUGUUCCACCAACGCGUUGAGCAAUCUCAGGUAAGUCCGCUUGAUGAUGACGGAAUCGAUGAUUUCGAAAAUUACGAGAUGCGUGGAGAUAAUGUGGAACUUCAUUUUGGAUUGGAGUUAGAAUCUGGUUUCGUUGAUAGUGAUCUUGUUGUUAACCUUAAUGAACACGAUUUCGUUGAUGGGAUGAGGUUAUUAGGGAUUGAGUCACGCGAUGUUGUAGUUACAGUGGAAUCGGGUUUUGAUUCUGAUGAUGAAGAUGAUCAAGAGAAGGAGGAGAGUGAGAUUUGGGGAAUUGAUUUGAAUGAAGAAGAUGAGUAUGUGAAUGGGGAGGAUGAUGAUGAAGAUGAAGAAGAUGCUAGUGUGACAAUCCCUCUUUGUUGGGAUUCACUUCAAUUGGAAGAUUUAGGAAUUAACAACGAGGAAUUCGAAUGGGAAGAAGUUGAUGGUGAUGAUGAGAGAGAGGUUUCAAGCGUUUUAGAUGAUAACAAUUCGGUAUCAGUCUCUGUGUCAGCCACAAUCUCUUUAGAAGAUUUAGCGAUAAGUGAGAGAAGGGGAAGUAGUAGUCUAGGGUGGGAAGUUUUGUUGAAUUCUCGUAGUCUCGAGUUUAAUCUAGAUGAUGCAGAAAGCAACUUGGAGUUAUACAUUGGUGAUAUUGAUCAUGAAGAAGAAGAUUAUGAAGAUUAUCUUCAUACAACAGAGUAUGAGAUGUUGUUUGAAGCUGAGAUCUCAUCUGGUAUUGGUAAGCCUCCAGCAUCCAAAUCAUUUAUAAAGAAUCUAAAAGUGUCUCCUCUGACCAAUGAGGAUGUUAUGGAGAAAGAUGAUGACGCGGUGUGUUGUGCGGUUUGCAAAGAAGAGAUGAAUGUAGGAAAGGAGGUUGCAGAGUUGCCUUGUAGACAUAAGUACCAUAGUGAAUGUAUUGUUCCAUGGCUUGGGAUUAGGAAUACGUGUCCUGUUUGUCGUUUCGAGUUGCCUUCGGAUUGAAGACUUAAGCAGGGCCGGUUUUGAAGACCCUGAAAAUUAGGGUUUACAAGAUGAUGACUUACUUGUGUAAUUAAUAGGAUAUCUUGAC